AUGGCAGAUGCUAGCGCUGGUGAAGUACCUUGGUGUGAAAUUCCAGAUCAAACUCCAUUUGAGAAGGACAACCUAAGUCCGGAAAAGAUUUUGGAGGAAAUCACAGAAAGUUUCGGAAAAGUUGUAGGGGAUGCAUUUCAAGGUGAGAAGAAUGUUGUGUCAUUGCUGGCGUGCGUGUUAAACAGUUUUUAUUGUUUGUUCGAUCUUAAGUUAUAUUUUUCUGUAUCAUUUAAAGUUUAUUGUAAUAGCGUUGAAGGUUCUUUCAUAUUCAUUUCACUUUUAUACAGACUUUCUAAAUUGUGAAAUUUACAAAAUUUUGAAAAAAUUGUUGACGUACUUUUUACAAAUUAAACUUCAUGUCGAGACGUCGGGUUUCAAAACAAAAGGCAAGCGUUUGACUGAAAGAAAAAAUAUUUUGGCUUGGAUCUUAUACUUUUAAUAUAUUAACUUUUCGAUGCAGUACAAAUGAACAUUUGUUAGGAAAUGUACUUCUGCACUAUUGGUAGCCUGUUACAGUUAAAUAUUUUAAAAUAUCGUUCCUGUGUUCGUGAUAUAUGACGUUUGUUAUGAAUAAUUUAUAUGUGUUGGACUAAAUGUACCCUGGCUGUAUAUGUGAUAAUGUCUAUUUAAUAAUAGGCCAUAUAUACUAAAAUUUGUUUCUGAUCAUGAUUUUAAGUAAUGUCUAUAUUAAAGUAUAAAGUAUAAAAAAAGAAAACUAUAUGCAAACAUGCCUAACACGCGCGUAUGAAAGCAUGUUGACAAAUUUCGACGUAAUUUCCUCGGCCUUUAUGGACAUUGGGCAAAUUUACAUAUACACUUAAGAAAUUCAAUAAUUCACGAGGAAAAUACAAAAGAAAUGAAUGUUUAAUCAAUGUUUGUAAAUCGGAUAAAGAUUUGUCCUGAUUUACUUCAACUUCAGCUUUGAUUUUCUCGGCUUAACGGACAAUAUUGUUUAUUUUUAAAAUUACUUCGCCAAUGAACUCGAUCAUAAGAUGGGUCAUUUUUAAGUACGAGUAAAACAUCCGAUCUGUAUCUGAUAUACAAACUUUGGCUCGAUCUAGUACAUAAACUGCAAACAAUUAAGUAGAAUUGAAUGUGUAGAUCUCUACUAUAUAAGGUGGCGUUUUAUAGUCAUAUAGACUAGACCAGCCUUAUAUACUUAUUAUUUUACAGUAAAAUACGCUACGCCAGUAAAUAAGAGAAAACUCAAGACGAACAACACAAUAUAAAGGAUGUAUUAUACAACACGAAAUCACAGAUGUUCGCAAGCGCCGAGCGGGGCUUAAUAUAAUUAUAUUGUCAACACUCAACACUGUUCGAGUGUCAAUCAAAAUACGUCGCUGUUUGAUGUGACGUACUUCCUGUAACUUUAACAUAUUAAUAAUGCUAAUGAAUACGUCAUUGUAUGUGUGACAUACUAUAACUUUAUAUUAACAUAACAAUAACAAUGUCAAUGGUGGCGUUCUGUUAAAAAAAUCACUAUGUUUACUAUGUUGUAUGUUCAAUAGCUAAUUAAUACAAUAUUAUGAUCUCUUAAUUUAUAAUCCAAUUGCUUAUAUAAUUAGUGCAUACUACAUUUUCUAUUAUUUAAUUCAGAACAAGAUGCCACACAUGUUGAUGUUAUCAAAGAUCUAGUUAAGAGGGAUGCUGACUCGUGUAUAUUUCAAAGACUGAAGAUGUCCUAUGGACAAGCAGUUAGAUUCAAAGCAAAAUUUUCCUAUCUUUUUCCACCUGAAAAGGAAGCCAUCAAAAGUGGCAGUAUGAAAGAUUUACCACCGCCUCUGAAACCAACAAUGGGGCAACUCUCUUCCUUAGAUCCAGCUGUGAAAUGCCUUUAUUUGUCAAAGUAAGUAACAAUUUAUUCAAGUUAUUACUGUAAAUUAAAAUAUCAUAUGCUAAUAAUGUAUAAGUGUACGUUACUCAGUGCCAACAUGCAUGUCUGCAGAUUGUACCUUGUAAUAUUAUUGUCUAAAAUUGUCAGUUAUUUGUAUAGGUAAUAGUAUGGUUUCAAGUGCAAUUUGGAAAAAUUAACAUGCACAAUUAAGUAAGUUUUUAAAAGACUAUCAAAAUUGCAUGAGUCCGAAGGAUGAGCAGGGCCAUUCCUAGACACGAUAAUUGGGGGGAGGGGUGCAAAUAUAUUCAGAUAUAUUCAUAUACCGUAAAAACAAUUAUCGCUUUCAAAAGAAAUCUGUUUGGCAGAACAUAAAUAUAUGAAUAUACUACCCCCCCCCCCCCAAUUAUCACGCUAGAAAUGGCCCUGAAGACAAGUGCAAUUAAUUGAAGCCUUUGAAAAACUCAUGAGUGUAUGUUUUUUUCGAAUUGUGUGAGAAACCAUAUUUGCUAUUACUUAUUAAUGAUAUACAUGAAAACAAUUAUGCAGUCACAUGCCUAAGUCACAUUUAGAAAUUAAGAAAAUUAAGAAAAUGAAAAAAUUAAGAAAUUUGCACUGUACUGUAUUUUAUUUUUUUGGCUCUGUAUUUUGAAAAAAUUGCACUCAGCUCUUCAGAGCAGUAUCAGAAUUGAGAAUUUUUUCAUGUAUAUUAUUAGUUAGAUUAUUCUAAUUGUAUAUUAUUAGUUAUAUAUAUAUAUAUUGGAUGUUUUCAGACGAAAACAGGUUGGAAUGCUUGCUACAGCUCAUUGGAAAAAUUCCUUUCCAAAAUUUAACACACCACAAAAAAGGAUAGAGCUGGUAGAAUUUGCUUCAAGUAUAGCUGAAGAAUGUUCAGUUCCAGCAGCAGGAUUCAAUAAAGAAGGAAUUGCAAAGCAUAUUCAGGAUUACUUCAAUGAGCAAAGAGAUAUAAUAAAAAAAGGAAACUGGUAUGGAUUAAAACUUUCCAGCAUUUAUAUAGAAAAGUGCAAUUGUACGUGUCAAGUCAAAAGGCUGUAACAUGUUCUGAUAUCCCGGUUAAAUACAGGUAUUCCCAUUAACAAAAGCUAUACAGAAUAGAACCAUGCAUUUGGAGGGGGGUAUAUUCAUAUUAUAUUCAUGUUCACAUACCGUAAAAAACAAUUGCUUUCAAAAGAAAUUCGUUGGACUUAACACAAAUAUAUGAAUAUACAGAUACACUCCCACCCCAAUUAUCGCGUCUAGGAACGGCAUUGCAGAAAGGGUAUUUUGCAAUUGUCCCCUACUACAACAUGUCGAGCAAUGUGUUUAGUUUGUUUGUUUGUUUGUUAACUCUAAUUCUGAUUUAUACCAUAGCUAGUUCACUUUUUUAUGCCCUGAGAAUGAACUGAAAAUCUACUGGAAAUUAACCUGAAAUUGCUCAUGAACAAUGUUUGGGGGGUGUUGACCCCCCCCUCUUGCACACCCCACUGCUAUAGCCCCCCCCCCCUCUUGCACACCCCACUGCUAUAGCCCUGGAACCUAAUUUAAAUUUCGUUUGAAUUUGAAGUUAAAUUUGUUGUUGUGAUAUUAUUACUGAGCUUAAUUAUCUCUAGCUAGUAUAUAUAAUCCUUUUCAUAUUUAGGAUCACACCUACAGUUCUGGUUCGUCAACUUCAGAAGAGCCUUUCUCAGUGAGUCCAGAGCUGAUCCUAAAGACGGUAUAUUGUACUAAUUUCAUUCUAGCUAGCUAGUGUUUAUCACAUAUUUUUGCACGUUAUUGACCUGACAAUUUGUCUUAAAUCUUCUAGAAAAAACCUUGUGAAAAAAUGGUAAUCUCAGACUGCAAAGAUGGUGAAAGUCAGAAUAACCAAGUAAAUGUACUGUAAAUUAACUAUCAGCAACCAUUAGCUAAGCUGGCAAUCAUUGCCCAGAUGGACAUAGCUACAGUACAAUGGGCUCUACUAACUUCCAGAGGAAGAGCCUUCACUGAAAACGUCAAAAUUUCGUUGAUAUUUUCCAAAUAGUCUGUACGUCUUAUUCACACACUCAGAAGCAUAUUCAAAAAAUACCUCCACUAGCUGAUGAGUGGUCCCUAAUUAACGUUAGAGAUAUAUACUACCAUACUUUAUAAGGUAAUUUUAGUUCAGUAAUUAGGUUAUUAAUUAAUUGUUGUCAGCAUUUUAAAUUGCACUUUUGAAUGGACAACUAGUAUGUGUCUCUUAAUUUGUAUACUGCCCCACAUGCUUGUGUUUAUCCAGUUGGAUUGUCCAACUUUAGUAUGUACUUUUACAACCGUAGCUCUGUCUAGACGGUUAAUAACUCACUAUCUAUAUCUAAUGAAUAUCGCCAAUUUAAUUAUUUUUACCUAAAAGAUUAAAUUCUAUUUUUAAUAUUUAGGAUGAUAGCAGUGAGAAUGAGAGCCUUCCAUCAACAAUCUCUGCCAGAAAUUCUGACAAUGACGAGAAUGAUAGCUUACAAGACUCCCAGUCUCCACCUUGUACACAAAGUGAUGUGCUCAAUGACCCUAAAUUGACACCUAAAGCUUGCAAAAAGAUUAUCAAGGCAGUUUGUGGAAAGAUAUUGGACAGGGAGGAGACUGUUAAGCUACUAAAAAGUAAAUUUGGCAUGCCAGCAAGAAGUUUGACAUCUUUGACUCCCUCACAGCUUCUAGAAGUGGCAUCCAAAAAGUUGUUAAAAGGAAAGUAUGUGGAGAUUCCUCAUGAUAUCAAUCCGAGUGAACUAAGCAAAAGUGUAUGCUCAUUGACGGUCAAAAAGGAGAUUGAACUGUGA
Paramuricea clavata is the source of this 4617-nucleotide messenger RNA. NCBI's taxonomy places the organism in Eukaryota, Metazoa, Cnidaria, Anthozoa, Malacalcyonacea, Plexauridae. The record is from the annotation of a GenBank genome assembly.